UAAGGUGGUCUAGGUGUCUCUUUCAUAUGUGUAUUUAUUCGAUGGUAAGUGAGAGAAUGGGUUAGUUCCUACCAUACGUUUUCAUGGUUCGGAUUUCGCAAACACAACAACAAGUUUGUCGGAAAUUAGACAGUGUUAUGUUGGACAUGUAAUAAGUUUCAAAUUUUCUCGUGGAAAAGGACAAAAAUUUUAUAAUUUGUUAUUAGGUUGUGAUCUAGCAAUAAGAGCUGUCGAGUAACAGGGUAGAAAUGUUAAAAUCUUUGCCCAGCAUCUUCCUGGUUCUUUCUUUCAAAAUUUACUCGCCAAUCAACACAUUGCCGUUUAACGAAAAGUAUGACUACAAGGAAGCCCUAAGUUUGUCACUACUUUUUUACGAAGCCCAAAGGAGCGGCCCUUUGCCACCUGACAACAGAAUCCCUUGGAGGGGGGACUCUGCCCUCCACGAUACAGGACAAAACGGAGAGGACUUAAGCGGGGGUUAUUAUGAUGCGAGCGAUUUUGUCAAAUUUGGAUUUACCAUGACCUUCAGUACAACCCUCUUGGCGUGGGGAUUGCUUUCAUACAAAGAUGCGUACAAAUAUGCAGGUCAAUAUAAAUAUGGGUUGGAAGCUGUCAAAUGGGCGACUGAUUAUUUCGUGAAAUGUCACCCAAGCGCGUACGAGUUUUACGGUCAAGUGGGCGAUUUCAGUACGGACCACAGGUUCUGGGGAAGACCCGAGGACUUAAACAUGUCAAGGCCUGCUUAUAAAAUUGAUAAAGAUCAUCCAGGUUCGGACUUGGCCGGGGAAGCAGCAGCCGCAUUGGCUGCCUCAAGCCUGGUAUUCCGAGAAACCAACAAAACAUACGCUGAUAUUAUUCUAAAACAUGCAGAAGAGUUAUUUGACUUUGCAACCACCUACAGGGGUUUAUACAACGACGUUAUACCUGGUGCUAAAAAAUUUUACGAGGUUUCUGGAUACGGGGAUGAAAUAACCUGGGCUGCAAUAUGGUUAUACAAAGCAACAAGAAAAUUAAAAUAUUUAGAACAAGCAGAACAAUAUUAUACAGAAUUUCGACUUAAAGAAAGACCAAAUGAAUUUUUCUAUAAUAAAAAAGUCGCCGGACUGCAAUUACUUUUGGCGUUAGAAACUAAAAGACCGGAAUAUAACAACGCUAUACUUAACUUUUGCAACUUUACCAUAUAUGAUCAAAAGCGUACCCCAAAGGGGUUGAUUUAUAUAGACAAAUUCGGUACACUAUCGCAUGCGGCAAACGUAGCCUUCGUUUGUUUACAGGCCUCUGAAAUAGAAGAAUAUGGAAGCAAUUUUGUUAAUUUUGCAAGAGAACAAAUUGAUUAUGUUCUUGGUUCUGCUGGUAGAAGUUUCGUUGUUGGAUAUGGUAAAAAUUACCCCAGGAAACCCCAUCAUUCAGCAAGUUCUUGCCCUGAUCGCCCCCUCCCCUGUGGUUGGGACAAUUACCAUUCAAAGGACCCUAAUCCCCAAAUUCUUUAUGGGGCUGUUGUUAGUGGGCCGGACGAAAAUGAUUAUUACGAAGACAGCAGAGAAGAAUUUCUUUACAACGAAGUUACUUUAGAUUAUAAUGCAGGAUUUCAGGGGGUUGUAGCGGGGUUAAUUUAUUUCGAUAAUAAAGACAAUUCUAAUACGAUAGAAAAAAAAACAUCGCCCUCUCAUGAUGAUUUGAAAUUACUUAAUGCGUAGAUAAGUGUAAAAUACGAAAAAGUUGUUGUUCAAAUAUUUUUUUUUUGUAGUAGUUUUAAGUAAAUGAUGUAUUUGUACAUGAGUGUUAUUGUUUGUGAUAUAUGCCGUUGCGAAAAGUAGUUAUCAUACAUUAAUAAAAAACGGAAUUCCAAAAAAGUAUAAGGAAACUACAAAAUCAAAAUUUUUAUAAUUCCUCAAAAAAUAUACUCUUGUGGCUGUGCUAAACGUAAGAAAUUUAAAUACAAGUUUUUUUACAGUAAAAA
Agrilus planipennis (emerald ash borer) is the source of this 1960-nucleotide messenger RNA. Its product is annotated as endoglucanase 13. The transcript is spliced from 9 exons. The record is from RefSeq and is a predicted model, not a curated record. The coding region runs from base 249 to 1697 and encodes 482 amino acids. Gene Ontology annotation, biological process: carbohydrate metabolic process. Gene Ontology annotation, molecular function: hydrolase activity, hydrolyzing O-glycosyl compounds. NCBI's taxonomy places the organism in Eukaryota, Metazoa, Arthropoda, Insecta, Coleoptera, Buprestidae.